This is a messenger RNA of Puccinia graminis f. sp. tritici CRL 75-36-700-3, 2830 nucleotides long. RefSeq lists its product as uncharacterized. The transcript is spliced from 13 exons. The coding region runs from base 30 to 2450 and encodes 806 amino acids. Gene Ontology annotation, biological process: tRNA 5'-leader removal. Lineage: Eukaryota; Fungi; Basidiomycota; Pucciniomycetes; Pucciniales; Pucciniaceae. Gene Ontology annotation, cellular component: nucleolar ribonuclease P complex; ribonuclease MRP complex. The record is from RefSeq and is a predicted model, not a curated record.
AUCCAACACCAACACCAACACCAACUACGAUGGAAAAACAGUCAAAUCGGAAAAGAACUCAUUCCGGUCCUGCCAACGAUCAAACCCAUCAAGCAAGAAAGAAGGCCAAGAUGAAACAUGCUCGAACUAUCCAUACCCAAAACUUUACCCCGCAGCAUUCCAAGUUGCCAAAAUUUUUGGACGUCGAGAAAUUCAUCAGUUCCAGAGCCUUCGAAAUUGGAGCCAUGGAAAGGUCUAUGAAGCUAUCUCGGGAUGCCUCGGGCAAAAGGUCUUUUCAAACUUUACCAAGACACCUAAGGAGACGAGCAGCCAGUCAUUUUGUCAGAAGAGUACCAACAAAAUUAAGACCAAAAGCCCGUUUUGAAAUGAAAAAUGACAAACCGAAGGUCUUAUCCAAAGCCGUCAAACGCAAAUUAAGCCUGAAAAAACAUAAAAACUAUGAUAGAACCAAGACCUUACUGAAGCGACAAGUUGAAAAGAAGUGGCUAAAGACUCACAUAUGGCACGCGAAACGAACCAAAAUGAUAGAUCUUUGGGGUUUUAGAUUGGCCAAGACGCCAACUGAGAAAUGUUUUCGACCCACCUAUCGGGCUGCUAGACACGGAUUUACACUGCACGAUUUAUCUUAUUACACUCAUUUAAACUUGACCGCCGAAGAAGACUUAAUCAAACAAACAUUGAAAAUGAUUUGUGAUCCAACCGGGGUCGAUCCUUGCUCACUAAGGUUUAUCCCAGGUCAUCGGGCUGCCGAAGUCAAUUUGUAUUCGCAUCAAGGCUGGCCAUAUUCUCUUGUCGGCCCGGCGACCUUACUAUGGCGUCCAAUAUCUGACGCGACAUCGACAUUUAAGGGGCCGCUUCUGAACCCUUCACUUGAUGUAGCCAACACCCAGUCAUCUAACCCCAGUCCCUCUUCCGGGUCUUCAACGCAACGUACUGUCCUACUUCAGAUCCAUCCAUCCAUCAAAGCUUCAGUGACCGAGGCCAUCGGACUGGCCUCUCAAGGAAAAGUACUAGUCGAAGAACUGGUUGAAUUGGGCUGUCUCGAGCUCGGCGGACCAAGAUGCUUAGAGAUGAUGGGACGAGUGUUGACUGGUAAUCAAGAACCCGAAAAACGCGAGGUUGAAACUUGGCUGGACGCAGGAUUUAAGCCUCACGUGAUUCCAAUGGGAAUGAUCGUUGGACUUACGGUUGAUGAUCCCAGGCUAAAAUUUCCGCCCAAGAAGAAGAAGAAAUCCGAGGAUUUAUGUCCGCUUCAGGCGAAAGUAAUUCAACCUGUGAUCCGUCUUGCCAAGUGUGACAGAUUUUGGGAUAAAUCACAAAUGCAGAAAAAAGUGAAUUUCAAAAAAUCGGAUCUUGACCGAAGAAGAGCGAUGUUGGAUGUUCCAGGGAGUGAGCUACCUAGAAUAGAGGAAGAUGAUCAGAUCUCGAUUUUACUAGUCCGAGUCGGAGGUGGUUGGAGGAUGAUUCUUCCGAACAAUUGGACGAAAGCAUUCUUUCAUUCGUUCAUAUUUUCGUCUGCCCGAUUAGUUUGUCUCGAUCAACGAGCACAGAUCGAUUUCGAGGCCGGUCGCCCAAGUUUCCCGAGAGAUUAUCCGACCUUACUUCCGGCCACUGAGCUUGCCGAUCAACAUGGCUCAGAAGAGGCUCGAUAUUGGGCCAGUAAACCGCCAGCCAAGAGGGUGAAUUUCAAAUUGGUGCAAUCCAGAGGUGGCGAGGGCGGUGAUCCCUUCGUCCCAGAUUGGAAUGUUGUGAUCGGCCAGAAAGGAAUCCAAAGAAACGGGCGAGCUGAGGUUAUGAAAGAAGCGCUUCAAAGUGAGACUACUCUGGAUGAACCGCUUCAGCCUUGGCUCUUGAUUGGUCCACUAGUCGGUGUGAUUGUUGAGAACGUGCAAAAACUGGCGGAUUCGACGCGGGGGACACAGUCGUUGGACGCCAUCUGCGGGGUGGCGUUUCAAUUGAUAGACCGGAUUAUCAGGAAGUUGACGGCCGAUUUGGAGUGGAAUCAGAUCGAAGACAAUUACAAGUCACAUCAAUUGGACACAGGACUCGUAAGAGUGAAGUUGUUUCCCAGUGGUAAAGAUGGCAAAGGGGGAGUACUACAACCACUUGCAAGGUUAUAUUGGAAUCGGAACAAAGAUGAAAAUCCACCCAAGGAUAGUAAAGGAAACAAGCAAACAGAGUUCAUUGGAUUGAUUACCACGGGUAGUUUCCGUCUAACAAAUGGUUCUUCGAUCGGGUUCGGUGCGAUCUCUUUAAGAAAGCUGAUCCCAAUGAUUAUCUCUCAGCAAUGGAUGAAUGCCGCUGGCGCGACGGCGAUCCGACAAGACUCAGAUGGCCAAGGCGUGACUGAGAAUAAGCAGACCCAGAAAAGAUCAAGGAGCAUUCAGAUCUCGUAUCGCAAUAAAAAUCGUUCCGAACUCGAGCCCGCUCGCGUUGAACUUGUCGAUUGAUUCCGUUGUUCUUUUUUGUUUGAAAAUCAUAUAUCGUAUUCUCUUCUACCGCCUCUUUCCCCAUUUGUUUGUUUUUUUCUUUCUUUCUUCAUGAAUCCAUUCAUACAAUGACUUGCCCAAGCACAUGUGUCUCACUAAAGUCCAGUAUUAUUCUAUACGGCUAACUUGACAGCCUUGCGCACGUUUGUCGCGACCAAACGAAGUUGCUAUUCCCGAUACCGCUCAUUCGAUUCAAGCAUGUAACUACAAGUUACUGUCCAUUAAUAAGAUUAUUUUUCAUGCCCUUCCGAAUGAUGUCAUCAGCUGUUCUCUACAUUGGCAUGAUUGUGAUCUUAUCGUAGGUUGAUUCAUUACAUUCAAAAGAUUCACAAAGACUAAGA